GUUUUGGCUCAUAUUUACGAAUGGUCAAGGAAAAAUCCCCUUGACCAAAAUGUUUAAAAAUCAGUUUACAUUGUUUACUCAUUUGAGUAUAUAAAUUGGAAAUCCAUACACGUCUAUUCUUUUAUAGCUUCGUAAUCCAACCAGCGCUCUACCGUUAUUGUCUAAAACGUCAUCACCAAGCGCCGUGUAGUUCGACAUCCUGGUCCUUCUCAGCUUGGCAGCGACCGGUUCCUCUGGAAGCUUCUUUCAGAGAGAAGUGGUGGACUGGAAUCAAAGUCCAUCUCAAGCCAAACUGCAUCAUUUUACCACCGGUCUCCAUUUAUCUCGCUGUUAAGACCCAGUUAAACAAUUCGAAUCCGAUAUUAAGUCACGAUGCCCGAAGCCAUGACUGCACAUAAAUUUCAAAGUGGAGGCAGAAGCAAAGGUGGGGCGUAUGUGGACCGGGACAAGCCUGCCCAAAUUCGCUUCAGUAACAUCUCUGCAGCCAAAGCUGUUGCUGAUGCAAUCAGAACCAGCUUGGGACCAAAAGGAAUGGACAAGAUGAUUCAGGAUGAGAAAGGUGAUGUGACCAUUACUAAUGACGGAGCCACCAUCCUGAAACAGAUGCAGGUCCUCCACCCAGCAGCCAAAAUGCUGGUUGAAUUAUCCAAAGCCCAGGACAUUGAGGCUGGAGACGGCACCACCUCUGUCGUUGUCAUCGCUGGCGCUCUCCUGGACGCCUGCUCCAAACUACUUCAGAAAGGUAUCCACCCAACCAUCAUCUCGGAAUCCUUCCAAAAGGCUGUGGACAAGAGCAUGGAGGUGCUGACGGGCAUGAGCCGGCCGGUCGAGUUGAGCGAUCGCGAGAUGCUACUCAACAACGCCACCACGUCACUCUGCUCCAAAGUGGUGUCGCAGUACUCCAGCCUGUUGGCGCCCAUGAGUGUGGACGCCGUGAUGAGAGUCAUCGACCCGGCCACGGCCACCGGCGUCGACCUGCAGAACAUCAAAAUCAUCAGGAAGCUCGGAGGCACCAUUGAUGACUGCGAGCUGGUGGACGGCCUGGUGCUGACUCAGAGGGUGGCCAGCACCGGUGUGACCAGGGUGGAGAAGGCCAAAAUUGGUCUCAUCCAAUUCUGUCUCUCACCUCCCAAAACUGACAUGGACAACCAGAUCGUGGUGUCAGACUAUGCGCAGAUGGACCGCGUUCUGCGGGAGGAGCGCGCCUACAUCCUCAACAUGGUGAAGCAGAUAAAGAAAGCCGGCUGCAACGUUCUCCUCAUCCAGAAGUCUAUUCUCAGAGAUGCCCUCAGCGACCUCGCUCUGCACUUCCUCAACAAAAUGAAGAUAAUGGUGAUUAAGGAGAUCGAGAGGGAGGACAUCGAGUUCAUCUGCAAGACGAUCGGCACCAAGCCCAUCGCCCACAUCGACCACUUCACUCCCGAGAUGCUCGGCUCUGCCGACCUGGCUGAGGAGGUCAGCCUGGACGGCUCCGGAAAGCUGGUCAAGAUCACGGGUUGCGCCAGUCCCGGGAAGACGGUGAGCAUCGUGGUCAGGGGCUCCAACAAGCUGGUGAUGGAGGAGGCGGAGCGCUCCAUCCACGACGCCCUGUGCGUCAUCCGCUGCCUCGUCAAAAAGAGGGCUCUUAUUGCCGGAGGCGGUGCCCCAGAGAUUGAGCUGGCCGUGCGCCUGGCCGAGUACUCGCGCACCCUGGCCGGCAUGGAGGCCUACUGCGUGCGGGCCUACGCCGACGCCCUGGAGGUGAUUCCGUCGACGCUGGCCGAGAACGCCGGCCUCAACCCCAUUUCCACGGUGACCGAGCUGCGCAACAGGCACGCCCAGGGAGACGCCAUGGCCGGCAUCAACGUCCGCAAGGGAGGAAUCUCCAACAUCCUGGAGGAGCUGGUGGUGCAGCCUCUGCUGGUCUCCACCAGUGCGCUGACACUGGCCACAGAGACGGUUCGCAGCAUUCUCAAGAUUGACGACGUGGUGAACACACGAUAAGUUGAUCUGCCUUGGCUGGCCAUUAAACCUGCUUGUUCUGCUAGGGAUCGGAUGAAGUGGACGUCGGUCUGUUCAGAUUUCCUGUGUAGUAGUUGCCAUGUCUAAGUUAAUAAAACUAAGCCGUUACUUUUUUUGGCACUCCAAAGUACUUUGUGUUUUCUUUUUCUAUCUUUCGCACAUAGACAGUUGGUCUCCUCUGUCUCCUGUGGGAUUAUUUGAACUAAAACCUAAACUGACAUCAUUCCUAUGAUGAUGUUAGUUUAUGUUUUCAUCUUUGCUGAUCAGUAAAACUAAUGGGAGGAGAGACUAGUGACAUGAAAACUCCUGCUUGUUCUUUCCAAGCCUAAAGGGGGGGCAGGAACCACAAAUAGGGUACCGGAACUCCAUUUGGUGCAUAGAUAUAACAUGCCAAGGU
Molecule: messenger RNA, 2398 nt
Organism: Menidia menidia (Atlantic silverside)
Lineage: Eukaryota; Metazoa; Chordata; Actinopteri; Atheriniformes; Atherinopsidae
Source: the annotation of a GenBank genome assembly